Molecule: messenger RNA, 477 nt
Organism: Ostertagia ostertagi
Lineage: Eukaryota; Metazoa; Nematoda; Chromadorea; Rhabditida; Trichostrongylidae
Source: the annotation of a GenBank genome assembly
AUGAUUCGCAAUGGUCCUUUGUCUGGAAAUUAUUGGGCAUUUCCUCCUCAUACAAUUUUUACCGAUUCGAACGGUAACUUCAUUAUUUGCGGCGGAACCACGGCUGCAUCCACCACUUGCCCGGCCAAUCACUACUGUUACUACGAUGGGACCACCUAUGGAUGCUGCCCCACACAAGGGAAGGGGAGUAAGAUCUUAGCUCAGGAAGGGAGGGCAGGUUUAGGCACGGGAUCCCGUCAGGUAUGCGCUCAAAGGGUUAUUGGAGAGGAUCGUGUUCAGCGUACACCUGCUCCCUGUCCUACAAAUCUGGUGCAUCGUGUGGUCCAGCUGUCACCCGAUGGUACUACGACUCGACCACAAGAACCUGCCAGACGUACUCGUUCAACGGAUGUGAUGGCAAUUCGAAUAACUUUGCCUACACAGCAGGAUUGCAAAGAUUACUGCCGUGUGGAGUCCUGCCCAGAUGGAGGAGAGGUG